CGUUUUAUUUCCGGGUGUUCCACCGCCACUUCCGUGUUGUUAAUAAGGUUCAACUAGUCGAUAACAAGGCCCAGUUCAUAACAGUUUUGAAUACAGAAAGAAACCGAGGGGACAAUCGUUUAGACGACAAUCUGAAACAUCUCUAAAGCAGUUUCCAGACUUUGUCAUCAAGGUGGGUCACACUGGAUGGACCAGCUGGUACCUGUCGGGGCCAGCUAAUAACAUCCUUUUGGGCCUGUAGGUGUAACAGUAGUCCACAAUGGCCAGUAACUUCCGAAGCUACAUCUGGGACCCGGUCCUUAUUGUGUGUCAGAUUGUGUUGAUGCAGUGCAUCUACUACAGUUUCCUGGGCCUGUGGUUGGCUGGAGUGGACAGUCUGGUGCAAUCUAGUCGGUCACUGGCUCAGAUCUUCAGUUAUGAGGUUCUUGGCUUUGCAACAAUGCAGGGUAGGCUCUCAAUGAUGGCAUUCAUCUUGAACUCUCUCACCUGUGCACUUGGUCUGUGGUUCUUUGUCCGUCGAGGGAAACAAUGCUUGGACUUUACUGUCACCGUGCACUUCUUCCACAUGAUCGGCUGCUGGAUCUACAAUGCUCACCUUCCAGCCGCCCUCUCCUGGUGGCUCAUCAAUGUAGCCUGCAUGGCCUUAAUGGCUGUCAUCGGAGAGUACUUGUGUAUGCGGAGCGAGCUCAGGGCCAUUCCAGUCAAUAGUGGACCCAAAUCUAACCUAUGAAUAUGAGUUGACAUCACACUGAAUUGAAAAUCUGUGGACGGAUGGAGGGUCCUGCCCAGAGGACAAUUUUUUACUAGUUUCAGAAGAAGCGGAGCACGAAUGUGGGUUGAUGAAGACUUUGGAUUGUGGUCGAUCUCCACUUCAAGUGAAACACCGGACUGAUCUAUUUAUUCAACGCUAUCGUAUUAAUGUUAGAUAUAAUUAACUCUGAAGCAUAUAAAGAUAUACGUUUUAAUGCUUUGGAAAGUGGAUGGCAGUUUAAAGCGGUCCUUGAACUUUUUUGUUUUAAUUUUAGUUACAUUAAAAAGCACCCCAUUUCUUGAUUUUAAGAUGUAUAAUAUGUUGACUUUUCCAGUUAUGUGCACAUUUCUACAAACAGUUAGUGACAAGAUCAAAUCUUCAACUCUCUUUUAAAGACACUGGAGAGUCACAGAUUUCAGCAACUAACAUUGUUUCCUUUAUUUACAAGCUGGAGGGGUAGACAAACAAACAUCUCUUUAACAUUAAAAGGUAAUCUUGGCAAUGUAACCUUUUCUCAGCUUUAUAAUUUUGUCUGAAAGCUGCAUUUAAACUUAAAUGUUUGUCAGUGUUCAGACAGUUCUGUUUUAGGUUUCAUUUCAAAUCCGGCGUAUUUGACCUCUUUAGACAGAAUCUGUAGAUUCUGUACAUUCAGUCUCAUAAUGCUCAUUAAGGGCUUCUUUGUCAAGGGUGUACAGCAUUUUGCACAGCAAGCGUUGUUUUCUUCUGUCUCUUCAUGUCAUGAUGUAUUAUUUAGACAAGGUGGCCACUUGGGGGACCAUUUGUCAGCCACCAGCUGUGUUCUGACAGCAGGCUGCGUCUUUGUUUCUGAAACACUGGCUGUUUGUGGAGAUGUGAUGUGAAAGAUCUGAGAUGGGCACCUCUGAUGGUUUCAGGAACAGUUUCAGUUUUCUGGUGUAGGAAUGGCUUUCUAAACCUUGUAUAAAUCGACUGCUUAUUAUUCUACAAUCUUUUUAUACUGUGUGGUGACUGGUAAAUCAAACUGUUACAGCUUCAAUAGUGUGGACUUUGCUGUGGCUUUAAAAACAACAUCAGGCUUCUUAAGUGUAAUUGAAGUACAUCAUUAUUUGUUAUGUGUGUUGAGAAUGAAAAGGUUAUACAAUGGUUGGACAUUACUGGGAAUACAAGGAUUUGUUUCCUGAGAGUUUUAUUUGAGUAACCAUACCAUUAUUUCUUUUUUAAAAUAUAUAUAUCCUUUUUUUUUUAAUCUUGAUGGAAAUUCAAGUUUUCACUCUGUUAUUAGCACAAACAGGAUCUACGGACAUGCAUUUAAUGAAUGCCUUUUAUGGAGCGAUAUCAGAGUGAGGCGGCCGCUCAGGGACUGGUACCCCGAGCAGUUGGCGGUUCAGUGCCUUGCUAAAGGGUAAUUUUGGCAGUACCAGUUCCAAUUCCAUACUUGAUAUAUACCGCGACUUAAACCAGUGACCCUCCGGUUCCCAAACCAAGUCUCUGAAGUCUGAGCUACAGAACAUCUUUCAAAUGCACUACAGCAUUAUUACUUAUUAACUUAUCAACACACACUAUAUCUCAUUCAAUAAAGACCUAACUGUAAGAACAAAACGUUUUUAGAGGAAUUAUGUUCCAGGAAGUAAUUUUCUUAGCGGGUGCAGUUACUUCCUAGUUUUUUAGCAACUUCAUUUAAUUUUAUUUGCACUUCACUUUAUUACCAGUCAAACCAGGUUUACUGUGUUAACAGUUAGCUGUAUUGAUGCUGGAGUUUUUUUUUUCUGUUAUCUUUGUAGGGUGUCACUGGUGGUACAUUUGAUAAACAGGCAAGAGAGUUGCAUUGAUCCUCUCAUCUAACUCUUUAUAAGGAAACCAAUAAGCAUACUGUUGAUCACUAAUAACAUCGAGCUUUUCCUUCAUGUUAUAUUCAAAGUAAUGACUAUUGUUUUGAACUGUCUCCUCUCAUUUGAUCAUUUCUACCAAUGACUGCUUUUGAAGUUUAGACCUGCGAUGCCAUCUAAGUAUUCUUUAACGUUAACUUUAUUUUUUUUAAAAAUUCAUUUCAAUUCAGAGAACUCUUGAGAUAGACCUAUUCAUGUAAAUAAAUACUCUGACUUUGUAUAAUGUGGGAAAACAUCACAAACACAGUGUAAACAUUUUCUCCUCCUGAAGAUUUAAAUGUGUCCGCACCAGCAGAGGGAAAUUAUACUAUAUAAUUCAGGUAUUUUGUGACUAUGUUCCUCAAUAAAACACUAGAAAUACUUAUA
Labrus mixtus (cuckoo wrasse) is the source of this 2982-nucleotide messenger RNA. It is a transcript of the gene sys1, whose product is annotated as SYS1 golgi trafficking protein. Gene Ontology annotation, biological process: Golgi to endosome transport; protein localization to Golgi apparatus; Golgi to plasma membrane protein transport. The transcript is spliced from 4 exons. NCBI's taxonomy places the organism in Eukaryota, Metazoa, Chordata, Actinopteri, Labriformes, Labridae. The coding region runs from base 260 to 730 and encodes 156 amino acids. The record is from RefSeq and is a predicted model, not a curated record. Gene Ontology annotation, cellular component: trans-Golgi network; Golgi membrane.